Hemicordylus capensis (graceful crag lizard) is the source of this 1231-nucleotide messenger RNA. RefSeq names its product mitochondrial ribosomal protein S7 (gene MRPS7). The record is from RefSeq and is a predicted model, not a curated record. Gene Ontology annotation, biological process: ribosomal small subunit assembly; translation. Bases 269 to 991 code for a protein of 240 amino acids. The transcript has 5 exons. NCBI's taxonomy places the organism in Eukaryota, Metazoa, Chordata, Lepidosauria, Squamata, Cordylidae. Gene Ontology annotation, molecular function: structural constituent of ribosome; mRNA binding; rRNA binding. Gene Ontology annotation, cellular component: ribosome.
UAUGAAAGUCUGUCUAUCGAACUCCUUAUUGGGAAGAAGGAAUCGCUGCUUUCUUAUGGAGGGCUUAAAAUUGGCAACGAGAAAUAAUAUAUAAGCCAUAUAAUUAAUCUGGUUCCGUCUUCUCUUCUCAUUUACAACCACAUCUGGUACGCAAAGGUUUGCUAUGCAGACGCCUUCUGCCAAAGCACCUGCAAGACAGUACCGCACGAUUGUUCAGGCAAUAUCUUAGGACAGCUCUCGACGAGGUCCUCCUGAAGUCCGAAGCAAGAUGGCUGCCUCCGUGGUGGAGAGACUGGGCGUCUUGGGACAGCGGCUACACGGCCCUUGGAAGGCCUGGUUGCCCGGGCUGACCCAGGUCAGGUGGAGCCGAUACAGUCCCAUUUUCCGUGAGCCAGAAGUGGACAAAGAAGUAUAUCACAAACCUCCAGGACAAAUGUCAGAGGAGGAAAAAGCUGAACAGGAGCACAAAUUAGUUCAUCCCAUAAAAGCCGCUCCUGGCAAUGUCACCAGUUCUGUCUUCUAUGAUCCAUUGAUCAGCAAAUUCACUAGCAUGAUGAUGAAAGGAGGGAAUAAAAUCUUGGCACGAUCCCUCAUAAAUCAAACUUUAGAAGCCAUUAAGAGGAAACAGCUUGAAAAGUACCAUGGAGCCUCUGAGAAGGAGAAAGAAAACAUUGAGUGCAACCCUUACACCAUCUUCCAUCAGGCACUGAAAAACUGCGAACCCGUCAUUGGGCUUGUGAACGUACAGAAAGGAGGUAAAACCUACCAGGUCCCAGUCCCUCUGAAAGACAACCGGCGGUGCUUUCUAGCCAUGAAGUGGAUGAUCACUGAGUGUAGGGAACACAAACACAGGCGGACAUUUAUGCCUGAAAAGCUCUCUCAAGAGCUGCUGGAGGCGUUCAACAACCAAGGCCCAGUAAUAAAGAGAAAGCACGAGAUGCACAAGAUGGCUGAGGCUAACCGGGCCUUUGCUCACUUUCGGUGGUGUUAGAGGACACAGCAUGCUCGCAGAGGCUGCAUAUGAUGCCUGAGACUCUGCUCCAAGGCAGGGAAAGAACAUUAUUCCAUUUACCUUUCUUAACCUAUCACCAGUCUGGAAAGACUACAGCAAGCUUCUCAGCUGACUUCUCUCCCUCUAAAGAGAUUGUCCAAAAGAAAAUCUUGGAGAUUUGCUUUUAUUAUUAUUUUAAUUUUCUUCUGACUCACAUAAAGCAUAUUUGUGGUUAUUCCA